AUCAUGCCGUCGGAUCAAUCUAGAAUGUUUGAUCCACCGUUGACCGUUUUGAAAAUAUUCGGAGUAUGGGAAGGCAGAACGCCCUCGAAAUAUUACAAAACCUUUUCAUUUCUGUUCCUUUUUGUGUCAUGGUUUUUUUAUAACUUUCUUCUAACUUUAAACUUGGUUUAUACUCCUCGAAGUUUGGAGUUAUUUCUACGAGAAGUGAUAUUUUAUUUUACAGAAAUAACUGUUACAUCGAAAUUUUUAACAGUUCUCCUCUUGCGUGAUAAAAUACUUGAAGUAUUUAGUAUAAUUGAUGGCGAUGAGUUUGUCGGUGAUUAUGAAAACAAAGACGGUAUUCUAUACAGAACUAAUAAGGGUUACAGUUUCUGUUGGAAAGUAUACAACUUUUUGGCGCUCAUAGCUUAUACAUGUGAUAUAAUAAUGCCAGUAGUUAUUGAUCUUAUUCGAGGAACCAAAUCUGUACUGCCCAUAUGCAACUAUUACUUUUUGAGCGAAGAUUUCCGAGACUCUCAUUUCGUUAUUUUGUACCUCUAUCAAUCUAUUGGAAUGUAUGGACACAUGAUGUAUAACUUAAACAUGGAUUCUUUGGGAUGGGGAUUACUAGCUGUAGGUAUAGCUCAAAUUAAAGUACUAAAUAAAAAUUUUACGGAUUUAAAAUUAUCAGCCGAAGAAAGCAAGCUGCCGUUAGAAAUUCAAGACAACAUUCAAAAAACGAGGCUCUUGAAAUUGUUACGACACUACGAAGCAAUUUUGAACUAUUGCGAUGCGAUUCAAAAUUUGUUAUCAGCAACUUUCUUUUUUCAAUUCAGCUUCGGAGCGUUGACAACUUGUGUUAUUAUGUGUAGUUUAUUGAUGCCAGGAACGAUGGUGUACAGAAUAUUUCUAGUCAUUUAUUUACUUGCUAUGGCUGGUCAGAUUGCUGUGCCAGGAUUUUUUGGUACUCUACUAACUCAUGAAAGUGAAGAAUUAGUAACAGCGGCAUAUAACUGCGAGUGGAUAGAGAGAUCACAGUCAUUCAAAAGAACUUUGAUCCUAUUUAGAGAACGGGCGGGGACUCCGAUCAUAAUUUCGGGCAUGAAAAUGUUUCCCCUGUCUCUCGCCACUUUUGUUGCAAUCAUGAAAACUACGUACUCUUUCUUCACGCUAAUAAGAAAUGCUCAAGAAACAUAGACUCAUCGCUAUUUAAGGUUACAACGCCUGCCUAUCAUCAUCAUCAUCCUCCGAGCCUUUUUCCCAACAAUGUUGGG
Molecule: messenger RNA, 1253 nt
Organism: Helicoverpa armigera (cotton bollworm)
Lineage: Eukaryota; Metazoa; Arthropoda; Insecta; Lepidoptera; Noctuidae
Product: odorant receptor 59a
Exons: 5
Coding region: 4-1176 (390 amino acids)
Biological process (GO): sensory perception of smell; detection of chemical stimulus involved in sensory perception of smell
Cellular component (GO): plasma membrane
Molecular function (GO): odorant binding; olfactory receptor activity
Source: RefSeq, a predicted model, not a curated record